GACCUGAAAGGAUUUGCUCCGUCCUCGCAAUGACUUGGACAGGCGAACACAUGGGGAAGUUGCUAGCUCCUGGAAAAUUCCUGCAUGUUGGAGGAACUGGAGCUGGGAAAACAUGAAAAUAGAAAAUCCGAACGAAAACACAAGCUAAAGUGUGCCAAGAACGAAUCGCCGUCGUCGUCGCCGCUGCUAUCCUCGUAGCCGCGAUGUGGGCCCAUGGAGGAGCCGUGAGUGGAGGUUCACGGCGGCUGGCCAGUGAUGGUAGCAAUGAGCGUGCGCGUUUCCCGGGCGCCGCGCAGUUUCACUUUGCACCAACAAUCAAUUUCAAAGACGGCGACGAUUCCUCUCAUCCACUGUGCUCUGUAUCCUGCCUGUAUCCUGUAUUCCGUGUGCGCUCGUUCCCUUAAUUUGCAAUCGUUUUCUUAUCGAAAAGCUCCAUAGCUUGUAAGGAUUUUUCAUGUGAAGCGUCUCUUAGCAUUGUGCGGUGGUGGAUUUGUGAAAAACAUAGAAUUCAGAUUCCGUGAAAAUGUGGAAAACUAUCUGAACAGUGACCAAAAGGUGCAAGGCUGGCAGGCUCAAGCCCUAGUUUAAACGGGACUCGGGGCAAUUCGUCAGUGAAGCGUGAUUUACUUGGAUUUAAGCUGUGGAUUCACUUAGAGCUCGUGCGUUUGGUGAAUGUCAUAGGUGAGGAGCAGAGCCUGGAUUUUGGACCAGACCUCGCGGCCGGGGUCGUCAUGUGAAUCCUCUGCAUAAUUUCACGUUAUGCGACACAAAAUGCCCUUCUGUGCCUGGUUUUCGUGACUUUACUGUUCUCAUCGCGUGAAAAUCUAUUGCAAUGAAUUACGCUUCACACCAGCGAUUUUCUGUCGCUUUGAUUUCCGCGUUCUCGUGAAAUAUUGUGACCCGAACCUAUCCCAUGGCAUGAUACAGGCGAAAGGCAAUCUGAUCAUAGGCUACCGUUGAAGCCCUAUCCGAGAAGAUUCUCUGGUUUUCAGUGUGUUCAAGGAGUGUUGGAUAUUGUGUGGUUCUAAAGUGAAAUCGGACGUGUAUCUGGGAUUCAUGUAGUUAUUCAGGAGCCCUGCGGUCGUUCGUGUGCAUGGAAAAUUCGGCCAAUUCAAAGUGUAGCGAACAUUAAUGACGAAGGAGAAACUUGGAAACGAGUGACGCAAACAACGAUAAUUCAAAUUCUUGGGAAUCCCACGUUGAGAGCGGCGCAUUAUCGAGGCGCGUCUGCCACUGCCUUCCUUGGUGGUGGUGUUGAAUUUCUACCCGCUUUUUUCAUCAAGAAUCGCAUAAUGUGAUUUCACGAUAACUCCUGGUUCUCAUGCUCAACACAUUGAAACUACAAUAACUAAACGGAAGAUAAAAGGAAGUCGGAGUUUAUGAUUUCAAUGCUAGAGACAAAAGUGAUACGAAAAGAUGCUGGUUGCAAACAUAAGUGCAGAGAUGUGGAAGACAAGCCAUCAUUUGGAGCAACUAUGUAACAAGCUGUAGACAGAGGAUACAGGGACGAGAAUAUAUUCUGUAACAAAACGCUUCUGCAAUUCAAUGAACCUGCUACCUUCGGACUGAGAAUACUGGAGCAAACAAAGCUGUAGAGAUGGCAUCGUUGAUUGUAAACAUUUUUUUUAUCUGGUUUUUAAUCGCAACAAUUGCAAGUAGUGUUGAUGGUUCCCAGAGAGAAUCUGCAAAAUCGAAAGAUACCAAUGCUCUUAGUAGUAACACGGGAGCGAACCGAAACAGUAUUGAAAUUGAAGAAAAUCGAACGGGACCCUAUUAUGAUAAGUCAGCUUCAAAAAAUAUAACAGCUCUUGUAGGAAAAACCGCUUAUUUAAAUUGCCGAGUGAAAAACUUAGGAAAUAAAACAAUGUUACUACAAGUAUCGUGGGUAAGGCAUCGUGAUAUCCAUUUGUUGACUGUAGGAAGAUAUACAUACACGUCGGAUCAAAGGUUUCGGGCCAUUCAUCAUCCACAGACUGAGGAUUGGAUUUUGCAAAUAAAAUACCCCCAGCACAGGGAUUCUGGAGUAUACGAGUGUCAAGUUUCCACAACGCCACAUAUGAGUCACUUCGUUCACUUGAAUGUAAUAGAGCCGACGACCGAAAUCAUAGGUGCCCCGGAUUUAUAUAUUGAGGCUGGCUCCACCAUAAAUUUGACAUGUGUGAUUUUAAACUCUCCAGAGCCCCCAGCCUACAUAUUCUGGAAUCAUAACAAUGCAAUCAUAAAUUACGAUUCGCCAAGAGGCGGCGUUUCGGUGGUUACCAUCAAAGGGGAAACCACAACAUCAUUUCUGCUCAUAAAGAACGCGAGACCUUCGGAUUCCGGUCAAUACCAAUGCAAUCCGUCUAACGCCAGGAGCAAAAGCGUUUCAGUGCACGUUCUAAAUGGUGUCUCUCAUUCUGUUUCCAGGGGAAUUCCCAGCAGCAAUGCAGCGCGCGGGCCAAGCUCAUCAUCACAUGUCACCACAUCACUACCUUUUAGUCUAUAUGUCAAUAUGUUUAUCUACUUUAGUAUUUAUUACACAACAGCGUUUUCUAUGCAUAAAACUAAUGUGACACUAUGUCUCAUAAGAUGCGUUUUAACAGCUCCCAUUUUCAUCGUUUCCUUAGUUGUAUUUCACCUAAAUAGCGUAAUUAAUUGCUACAGCAAAAGAGAAGGCAACACCCACAUCUGCAGUACGUUUAGCAACAAAGAAAGUAGAAUACUUAGAUCUAGACCUAAAUCCUUAGAAUUGGAUACGAGAAUUCAGUGCGAAGGUGCAAGUGGCUUCCGGUCUCACCUUCACGACAUUUGGAGGGGAUUCCCCCAGCUUCGGCGACUAUACUCUAGUACAAGGACGGCACGGAUUACCCAUAGAUCAAGUAGGAGCUCUAGUUUGUUGAUUCCGGAGUCUGUUGUAAAGUAAAAUUGAAUUUCACUUAGGAGUAAGAUAAUAGCUGUAAUUGACUAUGUGUAUAUAAGAGCAGUAUUAUAUAAAGUGAUUGACUCAAAGACGACUACAAUUGUUUUUAAAGUAAAUAUAUUGCAAAUUACAAUGGAUUGUUGCUAAAACUGUAAUUAGCAAGCUAAUGGCUUUAUGUACUUCAAAUUUAAUGUAAAUAAUAUAUAUUAUAUAUAUGUAUAUAUAUGAACUUCGAAAUAUUGAUGUGACAUUCGGAAUUAAUUUUCUAAACGCGUUUUCCUUUUCCCGUUUCGACUGUUUUGGUUACAUCUGUGAAAACUUGUUACAUCCAUUAUGUUACUUUCUUCAGCAUAAGUGUUUACUAUGAAGAAAAAAGAUAUUUUUAUGCUGAGAUCUGUUAGUUGGUAAUUCUCGAAUUUCUGUUUUUCGAAAGAUAGUGCACACUUCGAUAAGGAUAUUUUCGUAUUUGCAUUUGUUUAUUACUUCAAGGCUUUUAUUUUUAAGGCAAACAUAAUCUGAAAAUAAAUAAUAACAUGAAAAAU
This is a messenger RNA of Hermetia illucens (black soldier fly), 3441 nucleotides long. RefSeq names its product zwei Ig domain protein zig-8-like. Gene Ontology annotation, cellular component: neuron projection membrane. The record is from RefSeq and is a predicted model, not a curated record. Bases 1598 to 2902 code for a protein of 434 amino acids. Gene Ontology annotation, biological process: synapse organization. The transcript is spliced from 8 exons. NCBI's taxonomy places the organism in Eukaryota, Metazoa, Arthropoda, Insecta, Diptera, Stratiomyidae.